AUGUAUCAGGAAAAAAGAAAGGCUUUGGCCACUAUUCGCAUCAGAGAACUGAUAUGGUAUUCCCAGAUGUCAUCACAAAUGUGGGAGGAGGCUACAACCCACGUGAUGGUGUUUUUACAGCACCCAUUAAUGGAAGCUAUGUUUUCUACACAACCAUCGUAUCCUGGGAUAACAAUAGCCACAGAUAUUGUUUUGAAUGGUAAAAGCCAAGUCAGAACAUUUGCUGACAGCAGAGGAUUCCUGCAAAAGAAACAGGAGUACAUUUACCAAACCGGAACCAAUCUAGUUUGUCUGAGUUUAAAGGUUGGAGAUAGGGUCUGGAUGAAAGAGAUGAUUCAAGUGUGUUUUUUGUUGAUGGUUGCGAAUUUCCUUUCACAUACUGUUGCCCAAGAAGACAUUGGUUCUAUAGUAGAGAAUGCUGUUGACCGUGCAUUCAGCGGCGUAAGAAGGGACGGAGAAGAAUCUGAGGGAUCGGCAGCAUUCGCUCCAGAUUCAGAAAGAACCGUUCAUUUAGGACGAAUUCCAGCACGUCGAACUACUGACAGCGUAGCGUCCAGACAGGAAUCUGGCACUGGAUCGGGAGCAGCUCGAGCACUGGCCAGAUUUUCCCAGAGUAACUCUCCAAGCUUGAACGCUCUAAUCAGCGAUCGCUCAAGAAGGGCUACAGAAGCUGCAGAAAUAGUUGCAAGGAACAUUUCAGAAAGUCGAGGUAAUAUGACAGAAACGUUAAAGUUUAUAACCAGUGAUCCACAAAUUAUCGGAGAAUUUCGACGAAGACUUGCUAAAUACUGUUAUGAACGACCCUACUGCAAUGUUCGUUAUCCCUACCGAAGAGCAGACGGGCAAUGUAAUAAUUUGAUGGACCCUUUACUUGGGUCCUCAGGCACCCCACAACAACGUGUCGUACCUGCAGCAUACGAUAAUAGUAAUAUUUUUGCAGAACUGAAUACUACUAGAAACAGUUCUGUAACUGACGGCCAACUACCAAGCGCUAGAACUGUCAGUAACAAUGUUUUCCAGUACUGCUCAGGGGGCAUGACUCCUGUUAGUGCCAGGUUUUCUACCUACCUCACCCACCAUGGACAGUUCAUAGACCAUGACGUCAUUGCCACGCCCUCUGAAAAAGAUAAAAAUAACAAAGAUAUUUUAGACUGUUGUACCCAAAAAAGAAAAUAUCCACAGCAUUGUUUUAACAUUGAAAUCGACAAACUGGAUCCAUUCUUCAAGCCAAACAAAACUUGUAUGCACUUCGUUCGUCAUUUAGGCGCACCUCCAUUAAGGUGUGAAAGUGGUGUCCGCGAGCAGCUGAACGAAAGAACAGCCUUUGUGGAUGGCUCUAUGAUAUAUGGAUCUACCUUUGAUCAUGAGAAAAAAUUAAGGGGAGGAAAGCUUGCAAUUGGUGGGAGAUUUGCUGAAAAUUAUCAAAAUCUUCUUCCACGUCACGAGAAAGGAUGUCCGCAGGGAAUCACAACUAGAUAUCAUUGUUUCAUGGCUGGAGAUCACAGGCCAAGCGAAACACCAACCCUAACUGUUCCUCAUAUCACGUGGUUAAGACGUCAUAAUCUCAUUGCCGACGCAUUGCGACGAGCCACUGGCAUCAGAAAUGAUGAAAUUCUUUUCCAGGAGGCAAAGAGAAUCGUAAUUGCGCAGCUUCAGCAUGUUACUUACAACGAAUUUUUACCUGCUUUACUUGACGAUUAUACAAUGAAUUAUUUCAAUCUUCAUUCACGGCCAGUGGGACACAGCGAUGUAUAUAAUUAUAGGAUUGACCCAAGAACAAUUAAUGCUUUUGGCGUAGCAGCCUAUCGUAUGGGCCAUAGUUUAGUCAGAAAUACUGUAGGUCACGACAGAGGAUUCGGGAAUGUCCAAGAAUUUCCGGUGAGCGAUCAUUUUGAGGUUCCUGACCUGAUGUUUGAUCACGGAUAUGAGUUUAUGGCUCGCUGGAUGUCAAGGGCCCCAAAAUCUAAGUCUGACAGAUUCUUAGUUGAUGGAAUCAGGAAUGAAUUAUUUAAAUCUUCAGAGAAAGGGAUGAAUGAAUCAGAAACACUGUCCUUUGAUUUGGGAGCUUUGAACGUACAGAGAGGUCGAGAUCACGGCAUACCUCCCUACAACGUUUACAGAGAAUUCUGUGGACUUAAAAGAGCGCGUUUCUUUGCUACUGCCCCAGGGGGGCUGGUAGAUCAUACUCCACAGGCAGCAGCUGCACUUCAGCGAACUUACAAAGAUCCAGACGAUAUUGAUCUUUAUGCUGGAGGUUUAUCUGAAACUCCUCGAACCGGAAGCAUACUGGGACCCACGUUCCAAUGUCUUAUCGGCUUUCAGUUCAGCCUAUACAAACAGGGCGACCGUUUCUGGUACGAGCGCACUUUCCCAGAAAACCCACUGGCUGCUUUUACAAAAGAUGAAUUAGCAGAGAUAAAACAGACAACAUACUCCAAAAUUAUGUGUUCAGUAUUGAAGAAUAUUGGAGGCCGCUCUCAUUCCUUUCAACCAAGACUACUUUUACGUCCUGACAGACGACGUAAUACGCCACAGUCAUGCAGCAGAAUAUUGAGAGGAAAUCGGCUCGGGUUCGACAUUACACCAUUUGCACGACAGCUUUUGCGUUUGAGAGACCGAAGACGCGCAGCUUUACGAUUUCCAUCUCCAAUAUACCCAAGCACAAGAAGAUUUAUUCGGCUAGUGAGAUUAAGCCCUCUCUUCCUCUCCCCUAUCAAUCCAGGAAUAGGUUUCCUGCUUCGGAGAAGAACAAUUAUCCGCCGCACAAGAAUUAUAUAAAUACAUUAUUUUAUAAAAAUAACAUUAUCUUUGUUACCAGGGCCGUCGUAAGUUUCUGAAAGGGGGUGAGAGAGAGAUCUGGGAGGGCUUCCUUCGCACCAGAAUUUUCUGUAAAUGGACACCAUGUUGGAGGCAAUCACAUCCCCCUCCAAGUCCAGACCAGGCCUUGCGUAUAAUUAUUUAUA
Molecule: messenger RNA, 2963 nt
Organism: Saccostrea echinata
Lineage: Eukaryota; Metazoa; Mollusca; Bivalvia; Ostreida; Ostreidae
Product: peroxidase-like protein
Exons: 14
Coding region: 1-2778 (925 amino acids)
Biological process (GO): response to oxidative stress
Molecular function (GO): heme binding; peroxidase activity
Source: RefSeq, a predicted model, not a curated record